AUAUUCGAUGUGCCGAGCCUUUGAUGUGAGCGAACCCUGUUCCCAUUUGUGGUGCGGCCAUAAACACAAUCCUUUUGUGUGCAAAACCAAAAAAGGGCCUCCGCUCGAAGGGACGGAGUGUGGAUUUGGAAAGUGGUGUUUCAACGGAUAUUGCAGUGAAAUAACAGACACUAUCAGCAAAAUUCCGAUUGUGUUAAACCCCCAACAUGGAGGAUGGAGCACCUGGGGACCAUGGGGACCAUGUUCUCGUUCUUGUGGAACCGGAAUACAGUAUCGAUCAAGAAAAUGUGAUAAUCCAAAACCAUCGUAUGGUGGUAAAACCUGUGAAGGCAGAACUGAAGAUUGGCAGAUAUGUUCAAAAGGUCCAUGUAAGAAUUCUUAUGUAGAUUUGAGAGCUGAGCAAUGCAAAAUGUUGCCUAAGAUUUUUCCUAAUCCUGAAUUACAAGUCACUGAUACAUGGCUACCUUAUGAAAGUGACCAAGAUGAGCAGAAAUGCAAAUUUUCCUGCAUAAGUGAUGAAAGAAAAGAAAUAUUUAUGACCAAUGAAAACCUUCCUGACGGAACACCAUGUUCUUACGAAAAUCAAGAUAAUCUUUGUGUGCAGGGAGUAUGUUAUCAAGUAGGAUGCGAUGGUAAACUGAAUUCCUCUAUGUCAAGAGAUAGUUGUGGAGUAUGUGGAGGUGACGAAUCAGAAUGUUAUAAAUCAAAUUCUACAGUUCACAAAGUUUUGAAAAGAGAAAUCACUAAAAUAUCUGUAUUACCGAAAAUGGCAAGGCAGAUCAGGUUGGAAACCGUAGUAAACGAAUACAGUAGUGGAAAAUCCAGUUUAGCUUUCGUACUAAAAAAUAGAAGAAAAAAAGGAUACAUUGUGGCAGUGCCGAACACGUCGAUACACUCUAAAAUUGUAGAUGGUGUCAACUUCUUUUACAAUAGAAUUGGAAGAUUGUAUAAGUUAUGGGGCUUCGGUCCUAUUUUAGCUGAAACAAUAAUUAUGUUGAUAUCAUCAGAAAAGAACAUUUCCAAUAAAAUCAACAUAACAUACAACACUCAAUACUCCAUACAAAAAGAUUUUCUCUUACCGUCAAAACGAUUUGUCUGGAUCAUGGGCGGCUGGGGACCAUGUUCAGCAAGCUGUGGUGGUGGUAGACGUCAAAAGACAGUGGCGUGCUGGGACAAUCAACAGGACAAGUUGGUGAAGCGGAAGUAUUGCUCGUUGAUACAGAAACCUGUAACAGAAGUUGAAUCUUGCAAUAAAUUUGGAUGUGAUUUUAAAUGGGUACCAGGAGAUUGGGAACCUUGUAGCCAAACUUGCGGUAGUAAUGGACUUCAGUACAGAGAAAUCUAUUGUGUUCCAGAGUCUUUAUUUGGUACAGUCAACAAUAUUAGCGCCAUACUUGCUAAUCCUUGGAAAUAUAUGGUCAACCCCACAAAAUGUGCUAAAAACAAACCCGCAGAUGUAAGAGAAUGUAACAGGAAGCCGUGUUUUUAUUACUGGGAAUUUGGAAAUUGGUGGCAGACAGUCAUAAAUGGACUUGGUUCUUGGAUAUAUUUCGAACUUAUUGCUAAGAUCUACGUCUGCUAA
This is a messenger RNA of Sitophilus oryzae (rice weevil), 1582 nucleotides long. Its product is annotated as A disintegrin and metalloproteinase with thrombospondin motifs 2-like. Gene Ontology annotation, cellular component: extracellular matrix. Gene Ontology annotation, biological process: extracellular matrix organization. NCBI's taxonomy places the organism in Eukaryota, Metazoa, Arthropoda, Insecta, Coleoptera, Curculionidae. The record is from RefSeq and is a predicted model, not a curated record. The transcript is spliced from 9 exons. The annotation marks the transcript as partial. Gene Ontology annotation, molecular function: metalloendopeptidase activity.